UACCACAUGCGACGACGAGAUUGGCACGCAUCUAUUGAGUACCAUCAGAACCAGCCAGGGCUCGUGGAUCCCGAGCUGGCCCCGCCAUCGCCUCACACAUGGUGCCGAGUGGUUUUCUACCAUCUCGUUUUCCACCGCCUCAUUGUCUCCACCACCAAGACAAACCACGUAGCCCACCAGCUCGUACCCGUCUUCUUUUCCUUGGGUUUGCUGUCAUCGGGAAUACCGCAUAUGCUAGGUAACCUCUAAUCGCCUCCCCCCUGCCCCCCUUCACCAUCUGUUGGCCGUCUUCGCAGCAACUUCAUUCUUCAUCCCAGCUCCUGGUAGUGAGUCCCAGCUAGACAGGUCCUGAAAUAGUAAUGCGCCAUGCAACAACACAUGCAUGCCCCUGGGCCGAUCGUCUCGCAAGGCGGUGCUUUUGCUCCAGAAAUCUAUUGUCUCCAUCCAUGUUUGGGAUGAGUCCACAUCCCAUUGGACAACUCUAAAUAAAACACUCGAAACUGUUACUGGGGCUCCCCGACUCGUGGCCACACAAGUGCCUCUAGCGACCCAUCUAGCAACAUCCCAUGCCCGUUUGCAUUCGUACCAUGGCCAACUACAAGAACUCCACGCCCUCACUUCCUUCUCUUCUUCUUCCAUCGCUUUUUGUACCUUGGCAAAGGGCAAAACUCGUCGCUUGUCCAUUUCUUCGCUCGUUCUCGUGUCCUUGUUGGCACAUCCUCUCGCUUUCCCCAGUUUCCACUUAAUCUCUUGGUGUCGGUGUGCUCACCUCGCCUUUUCCCUCAUUAACUUUCCAUUUCCCGUUGCGUCCCCUCGUGGAGCAACACAUAUAAUAAUAUAACAAGGUUUCCCUCAUCAACACAUCAGAUCUCAUUAUGAGGGCUGCACUCUUGGCGACCGGCGCCUUCGCCAGCCUUGCUGCUGCCAAUAUCAACUUCGAAUGGGUGAAUCCAUCAUGCCAGUUUCCCGAUUCAACACGGUGCCUGACGGGCCAGUCAUGCACUGAAGACAACAUCUGCGAGGCUGAUGUGACAGCUCAUCACAACAUGAUCUCUAGGUCAUUCCUACGAGAUGUGCCUGCGAAGAGGCAGAAUCAGAAAUAUUCCACCGACGGCCAGUGCGGACCAGCUCAUAAUAACUUACUUUGCGACGCCAAUAGCCAAGUUUACGAUGGCACAUGCUGCAGUCAGUACGGAUGGUGUGGAAGCACUCCUGCUCACUGCGGCGACGGCUGUCUUUCGGGUUGCGCGAACAAAGCCGAUGAUACUGCUACUGCUGCCGCUGAUGACGAACCCCCAGCCGUAGCCGCGAGAGAUGAUGGUAGAUGCGGAAAGGACUUUGGAGGUGCCUCUUGUGACGCCAACGGAGCUUAUGGCGGUUGCUGCUCGUCAUAUGGUUACUGCGGGUCCACGGACGGACACUGUCUCGCAACUAACGGUUGCCAGAAUGGCUGCAAAGACAACAACCCCAGUACCUCCGCUCCAGCCUCUGCUUCCAACACGCGACCCCCAUCUACAACAACCUCUGGUGAACCUGUUCUAGGAGCUCCUACCAGUGUUGCAAACAACCCUCCAACCAAUCCAACAGGUGUACCCACUGUCGAUGGAAGCUGUGGUGCGACAUUUGGCAACACCAUCUGUGGCGAUUGGGCUCAAGGAUCAUGCUGCUCCAUGUACGGCUACUGUGGUAACACCACUUCCCACUGCGGUGAGGGAUGUCAAUCUGGACCUUGCGUCAACGCUCCCGCUAUCCCGGCCCCCGCUGCUAGCCCGGCUCCUGUUGCAGUCAAGCCAGGUACUUUAGAAAUGAAGGGUCGAUCUGGUGUACCCGCUAUGCACGCUGGUCUGAUGCCCAACGGCAAAGUUGUCUUCUUGGACAAGGUCGAAAACUACACCGAGCUUAAACUCGCCAACGGCCAAUACGCCUACUCAUCCGAAUACGACCCUGCGACUCAAAAGCUCACCCCGCUCUCUUACAAAACCAAUGCAUUCUGCUCCGGUGGAAUCUUCCUCGCUGAUGGUCGAUUCGCUUCUUUUGGUGGUAACGCCCCCCUCGACUUCAUUGACCCCACGGUCGGUGAUGGAUUCAAGGGCAUCCGCUUCCUGAAGCGCUCCGCUACAGAUGGUUCCCUUGAUGGCCAGGGUUGGGACGAGCCAGGUAGCCAGCUUGAUACUGCUCGCUGGUAUGCUUCUGUUCAGAUUAUGCCAGACAACAAGAUUUUCGUUGCAUCCGGUUCUUUGAAUGGUCUUGAUCCCACCAAACCUGAGAACAACAACCCAACCUACGAGAUCUUGAAUGAAGAUGGUUCGCCCCAGGGAAAGAGCAUCAACAUGGAGAUUUUGAACAAGAACCAGCCUUACUACAUGUACCCCUUCCUUCAUCUUCUCAACGACGGUAAUCUCUUUGUCAUGACCGCUAAGUCUGCUGAGAUCUUCAAUGUUAACGGCGGCACUGUCGUUCGUACUCUGCCCGACCUUCCCGGAAGCUAUCGCACUUACCCUAACACCGGUGGAUCAGUCAUGCUACCUUUGUCAAGCUCCAAUAACUGGGCUCCGGACGUCAUCAUCUGCGGUGGCGGUCCUUACCAGGAUAUCACUGCCCCCGGUGACCCAUCUUGCGGUCGCAUGAAGCCCCUCGAUGUCAACCCUUCCUGGGAAAUGGACUCGAUGCCCGAAGGCCGUGGAAUGGUAGAGGGUACAUUGCUUCCUGAUGGUACUGUUAUCUGGGUCAACGGCGCACAAGAAGGUGCACAAGGCUUUGGAGUCGCCCGCGAUCCUGCCCUUGAGGUUCUCAUCUAUGAACCGGAACAGCCUCUCGGCAAGCGCUGGAGCACUGGCCCCAAAUCGGAAAUCGCACGCCUCUACCACAGUGUUGCUCUUCUCUUGUUGGACGGCACUCUGUUGAUCUCCGGUUCUAACCCCGUUGAGCAGCCUAUCCUCGAACCCAACGCGGAGAACCCAUUCGUCACUGAGUUCCGCAAUGAGAUCUACACCCCACCUUACCUCCAAGGCAACCCUACCCGCCCGUCCGAUGUUGAGCUAUCUAGCAAAGACCUCAAAGCCGAUGGUUCCAAAUUCACGAUCAAAUUCAACAACCCUGCCAACUCCAAGGCAGUCAAGGUCUCCCUGUACUACGGCGGCUUCGUCACUCACUCCGUUCAUAUGGGCCAUCGCAUGGCUUUCCUCGACACUGAGGGAUUCGACGCUUCACGUACUAGCCAGACCAUCACCGUCACCAUGCCUCCCAACCGAAACAUUGCACCUGCCGGUCCUUAUGUCGUCUACGUCGUGGUAGAUGGCGUACCAGCCAUGGGCCAGUUUGUGCAUGUUUCGUAA
This is a messenger RNA of Periconia digitata, 3335 nucleotides long. Lineage: Eukaryota; Fungi; Ascomycota; Dothideomycetes; Pleosporales; Periconiaceae. The record is from the annotation of a GenBank genome assembly.